Messenger RNA from Coregonus clupeaformis (lake whitefish), 1449 nucleotides. It is a transcript of the gene neurl2, whose product is annotated as neuralized E3 ubiquitin protein ligase 2. The transcript is spliced from 2 exons. Gene Ontology annotation, biological process: intracellular signal transduction. Gene Ontology annotation, molecular function: ubiquitin protein ligase activity. Bases 275 to 1201 code for a protein of 308 amino acids. The record is from RefSeq and is a predicted model, not a curated record. NCBI's taxonomy places the organism in Eukaryota, Metazoa, Chordata, Actinopteri, Salmoniformes, Salmonidae.
UAGGCUCUAGGCUAAGGACUAGUUGUGUGUAUGAGAGUGUGUGUCUGCACAAAGACCAUGCGUUUACUACCGACUCUACUCAAAAUACGGAAGACACCGUAAGAUCUUUGGAUAGAGGGCCACUGUACACCUUUUGUAUGGUUUUGGUUGGGGGUGUAUUUGUUUUGUUUUGGGGAGCAUACCUUUAUUCAGAUCCACAGGCGACAGGCCUACUCUUUAGGCAUAUAAUUUCCACUGAAGUGACUGUAUCCAGUCCACCAAGUCACUUUGAGACAUGGAACCUUUACCUUUUCCUGACCAGUUUCAGGAAUUCCACCAUAUCCAUGGAACCAACGUGCGGCUAGACCCUACGGGGACCCAGGCUACCCGAGUGGAAAGCUUUGCCAACGGGGUGUGCUUUAGCAGAGAGCCCCUGAGUCCUGGGGAGAUCUUCCUGGUGGAGAUCGAGGAGAAGGAGCUUGGCUGGUGUGGCCACCUGCGGAUCGGGUUGACCGCCAGAGACCCUCUGGCCCUUGAAACGGUGCCUGAGUACUCCCUGCCGGACCUCAUGGACCUGGGGGACAGCUGGGUGUUUGCUAUCACACGCAACCACAACCGGGUGGUGGAGGAGGAGGCAGUGGCACCUGAGGGAGAGGGGGCAGGACAUGGAGGGUUGGCCGGGGGUCAUAGGUUAGGGGACGGUAGGGAAGAGGGAGGUAGGAGGCUACCUAGGCUGGGGGGUGGUGAUGUGGAAGAAGAAGCGAUUAAUCCCAAACCCAAGACGUUCUUCACAGACUCCCACCUGCACAUUGAGAAAGUUAAAAUCCCCAUGGACAAGCUGGUUGGUCGGAGUCGACCCGGACGUUUCAGCCACAUCCUGGACGACCUAUACAAGACCAAUGCCCUCCCCCCCACUGCCAGACGUAGCCGGAUAGGGGUGCUGUACGUGCCCAAAGGACAGGGCCUGGCUGACAUGCAUGUUGUCAUUAACGGGGAGGAUAUGGGUGCAUCAGCUAAGGGCAUCCCAAUGCUGCAGCCUUUGUAUGCUGUGGUUGAUGUGUACUCUGCUACAAAGCAAGUCCGCAUUGUCCAGGUGGAAUAUGGAUUCUCCUCCCUGCAGACUCUGUGUAGAAAGUGCAUCCAGAAAAACAUAGUCCACAGGAUGGCUCUGGACUGGCUGGAACUGCCAGAGAAACUCAAACACUACUGCAAGUAUGAGUGACAGACGGAGCACUUUGGACUGAGCACCUCCUGAAGAAGCUUCUCACAAGAGCCGAACUUAAGAUCCAAGUGGUUUAUGCAUUUCAGAAAAGACAAAUGUACUUCAUGUGUUUACAUUUUUGUGAUCUUCUUUACAAUGAAUCCCUGGUCUCUUACCAGUUAGGUUUUCAAUUACUGAUUGACUUGUUCUUUUUUGUCAGAGUCAGAGAUGCUAUUUUUGAAAACUGGUAAAUAAAUGGAUGACAUCAA